This is a messenger RNA of Plasmodium inui San Antonio 1, 1041 nucleotides long. RefSeq lists its product as hypothetical. The record is from RefSeq and is a predicted model, not a curated record. Lineage: Eukaryota; Apicomplexa; Aconoidasida; Haemosporida; Plasmodiidae. The transcript has a single exon. Bases 1 to 1041 code for a protein of 346 amino acids.
AUGAAGAAGGGGGAGCAGAGCAUACCGGGGAAAAAAGCCCAAGGGGGAAAAGACGAAAAUGAUUUGCAGAGGUAUAUGGACGAACUGUGGGGGUUCGCCCCCAAUUCCGGCAAUGAAAAGGAGGAUAUCGGAGGGGAGCAGAUUGGAACACGUGAUAAGGGGGUGGUGAAUCCUUCGGAGGAAUCGGAAGGUGAGGCGAAUCAUGAAUGGGGAGGAAAAAGGGUGAGACACUUCCACCCUCGAAUGCUGCCUCAUCAGAUGAAUCAUCAGGACGCUUGUGUUGGUAGGGGUGCCAAUCCCAUCUGUGAAAGUCCCAAUGGUGGAACCUCCAGUGGAAAUUAUAGCGAUGGGGAAGGCACCCAAACGACGGGGAACGAAAACGUAGGGAAGAAAGGAAAAGCGAAAAAGAGAAGAAAUCACCCAAAUGGAGACCUAACUACCCAAAAUGAGAAGGACAACUUUUACCCCAGGAAUGAUAAACAGAAGAAAGAAGAGGAGGAUAGACAGAAAGCUUCAAAGGGGACAAAUCAUAGAGAGGACGAAGAAGAGGCUCCCAAACGGAGAAACCCCCUUGCGAAAGAGACAGAGGCAAAUGCAGUGAACAACGGGAAGCUCAAUGGAUGGGAAAAUCCAUCAUAUGAGGCAGCAAAAGAAAAAACCAAGAAGCACACCCCUGAUCGUGACACCAGACAAAAUAGAAAAAAUAUUUUUAAAGAAAAAAUGGAAGCCAAAAAAGAUUUCAUGAAUGUGGUUCACGAAAUUAGAAAGUUGACUCUACCCCACUUGGAUAAAUUUCAAAAAAAAAUUGUGGAAAAUCAUCAAGUAAAAAUGCUAGGAGGUAAAUUCGAUAAGAGCCCCAAGGUUCAUUAUCCAGAGCUCAUGUUUCGAAAGAAGUCCAUGAAGAGGUACAUUCAGCAGAGAAGAGAGCGAGAGAGAAUUAUGGGCGUGAAGACGCAGACGGGGAAUUACAUCGAUAUGCAGGACGUAAAUCGAAGGAAAAAAAGGAUGAAGAAGGAGAAGACUUCGUCCAAGUUGUUUUAA